Molecule: messenger RNA, 627 nt
Organism: Acanthamoeba castellanii str. Neff
Lineage: Eukaryota; Discosea; Longamoebia; Acanthamoebidae
Exons: 7
Coding region: 1-627 (208 amino acids)
Source: RefSeq, a predicted model, not a curated record
AUGAAAAGGACUUGGCCCGCUGCUGCCAGGUCUCGUGGCGCUGGUUCGGACUGUGACCUUUGGGCACCCCUCUUCGUCCGUCGAUUUGGUCGAUCACCCAACGCCGAGCGCAAAGAUCAGGGGCUCAUCGUCAAAAUGCAAUUCAUGAUGGAAGUGGAAAGCCUCAAGGAGGAGAAGAUACGGCAGGCCAUUGAAGAGCACAACAUGAGGAUUGAGCGAUGGAAGAAGGGCAGCAACCACAACCCCAUCGCGAUGCACAGCGAGCUGUUGCCCGUACUCAAAUACCGCGACGGAGAGCUGCAGGAGGUGUCCUUCAUCACAGCCAAGCACAUGUGGGGCCUUCUCGCCUGGUUUGUUCCUGUGGGGGUGGCCUGUAGCGUGGGUGCCCGGCCAGCUCUUGUUGCGACCGUCCUGUGUUCCCUGACGCGCUACUACACUUACGAUGCGUACUACGACGAGGCGAAGCUGCAGCCCAGGCCCAACAAAGAUAGGCUGCGCUCGGUCGCGAAGUGCCUCAUCUCUGGCAUCGCCGUGUGCGCUGGGGCCGCAAUGCUGGGCUGGGCAUCGGGCGCCGGUGUGCGCGCAUCGAUCGACAAGUCUAUCCAGACCAUCAUCGGCUCCGCGUAG